This is a messenger RNA of Cyanistes caeruleus (blue tit), 1667 nucleotides long. The record is from RefSeq and is a predicted model, not a curated record. Lineage: Eukaryota; Metazoa; Chordata; Aves; Passeriformes; Paridae.
UUUCCAUGCUUGCACCACUCACAAUCAGGUGGCUGUGCAGUGAGGCAGCUGGUGUAGCUGAGAUCUCAAACCUGCGCUGGGAACAUAGGCAAACAUGGCCCUGCAAUGGAUGUUUCUCCUGCUCCUCACACCUCUGCUGGCAGCACUAAAUCAUGGAAAAUGUAAACUUCCCUUUCACUGGGACCGCAAGCUGAGGUUUAACCCAAGAAAGGGCGAUGGCUAUGCCUUGGAUGAAGUGGUGCAGCUCAGCUGUGCUGGGAAGCCUUUUUGGAAGUUUGCGCCAUCUGUGCCACAGAUCCAAUGCGUUUCCAGAGGGGCCGAGAUCCUGUGGAAUGAGACUGCCAGCUGCAAAGAGAGAUGCCAGCAGCCCCAGUGGGACUCACAGCUCCAGUUUAGCCCAAACCAGAGAUUUUACUGGGUCAAGGAAAAGGUGACAUUGAGCUGCUUUAUGAAUGACACUUCUCCCCUUGCUGUGAUCAGAUGUGAAAGCUGGAAGGAUGCUUGGGAUGUGUUGGGCACUCGGGGAACAUGGCACAGGUUGGCAGAGAACCUGACCUGCACAAUGGCAAAAUGCCCAAAACCUCAGUGGGAUUCAAGACUUCAGUUUUCAGAGAACGAAACUGAAUACUUACAGAAUGCAGAACUGACACUGACCUGCCCCAAAGAUCUUGAGCCAUCCUUCCCUAAGGUCAAAUGUACAAAGGAAUUCCAGCGAAUGAACUCUGGAAAAACGGUCUAUGUAGGUGCCUGGUGGGGCAGGAACAGCACAGGUGCCUGGACACUCAUUGAGAGGGAUGUCCUGUGUAUGGCUCUCCCAAAAAGGUGCCAAAGGCCCCCACAGGACUCCAUACUCCAACUGGCACCAGACCAGGUGAAUUAUGAAGUGGAUGAUGAAGUGAUGCUGAGCUGCCCUGAAGGUUUCCAGCCAUCCUUCACUGAAAUCAAAUGUCAGAGUGAAUUCCAGUACUAUGAUCAUGUGACACCUGUGUACAAAAGAUUUUGGCAUGGAAGAGACUCCAGAGGUGCCUGGGUCCCCAUUCAGUCCAGUCUGAAAUGUAUGAAAGUCCUCCAGGUUGACCCUGAGACCUUUGAGAUUUCCAGCACCAGCAUCAAACUGAACUGGACCUGCAGGUUCCCUGAUGCCUGCCAGGGCAUGAGGGCCAUGUGCCGGCUGGCAGCGCCUUCCUCCCCUCCCUGUGAGGCUGAGGAGGUGAAGGGAGAGCAGAUGUUACAUGGCCAGAAGGGAACAUUCACCUGCUCCCCUCUGCAGCCCUUCACUGAGUACAGUGUCACCAUCGACUUGCCCCCCAACACAACCCUUUUCUCAUGGUUGUUCACGACAGAGGAAACAGUGCCGGACAAACCGCAGCAGCUGUGGCUGGAUGCCGACAGGGGCUCUCUCCGCUGGAACUCGCUGCCCUCCUGCAACGGGGAGAUCAUCGGAUACCAGGUACCGAGGGACCAGGGCAGAGCCUCGGCUCCCGGCCUGGAGCUCUGUGCAGGCAGAAUGGGAAGUGUGAGCGAGGGACAGCUGGCAUGAGCCACAGCUCCCAGACAGUAAAUCUCUGGCCUUGAUGAGCACCAGCGUUUUCUGUUUCAUUCUCAACAUUCCUCAUGCUCUGGAGAUGCCCAGAGAGCUCUGAGAGCUCCAUGUUCUCGGGGCUUCC